Messenger RNA from Patella vulgata (common limpet), 1201 nucleotides. RefSeq lists its product as uncharacterized. The record is from RefSeq and is a predicted model, not a curated record. NCBI's taxonomy places the organism in Eukaryota, Metazoa, Mollusca, Gastropoda, Patellidae. The coding region runs from base 2 to 1201 and encodes 399 amino acids. The transcript has 2 exons.
CAUGGGAGUUGCAUAUAAUCCUAAGAUACUCGGUAGUCUAAAGGAACCAAAGCAGCAACACAAACGCAUCGAUUUAAAUGUUUUUAUCCUUGGGUUGGAUUCCGUGUCCCGAAUGACAUCCAUAAGAAAACUUCCUAAAUCUAGAGAUUAUUUUUUGAACAUUUUAAAAGGGAUAGAAUUAGAGAACUAUAAUAUUGUUGGAGACGCUACUCUUACCGUACUUGCACCCAUGUUAACGGGGCUUUUAUUGGGAGAGCUAGGGGAGGUAAGAAAGGGUUUCAAGGGAGCAACAACAUUUGACGAAAAGCCUUUAAUAUGGAAAGACUUUAAACAAGCAGGUUAUGUUACUCUUUGGGCUGAUGAUGUCCCUGGACUCGGUUGUUUUCAGUAUAAGUUUACGGGAUUUCAGAGUCCACCUACAGAUCACUACCUAAGACCUUUUUAUGUCGCAGCGGAUUUUGAAUUGGAAUAUGGAAUAAUGCCGUUGUUAAGGUCAUAUUUACAUUCCUUCCUAAGUUUGUUUAUGAAGAACCCACCCAUCAAUCGACCAUAUUGUUAUGGUUCUAAACCUAAACAUAUUUAUUUUUUGGAAUAUCUUAAAGAUAUGUUCAAAGUGUACGAAUCCAAGAGAAAGUUUAUGUUUGGUUUCCAUAGUGAAAUCAGUCAUGACAAUAACAAUAAUAUCGAAUAUAUGGAUGAAGAUAUUGUUGAGCUAUUGAAAUAUUUAGAAAGCAGUGGACAUCUCAAUGAAACUUUGUUAAUAUUUAUGAGUGACCAUGGAGCCAGGUUCGAAAACUUUCGGUCAACAGUUCAGGGUAAACAGGAGGAAAGAAUGCCCUUUUUUUCCUUCAGAUUUCCGCCAUGGUUUGAACGUGUGUAUCCCGAAGUUAUUAGGAAUUUCAAAAUCAAUGCACAUCGAUUAACUACCCCUUUGGAUAUAUAUGAAACUCUCAAAGAAAUCCUUAAUUUUACUGGAACAGGAAUGGGAAACAUUUCAAAGCGGGGAAUUAGUUUAUUCAAAGAAAUUCCCAAAGAACGUACAUGUCUGCAUGCAGGGUUAAGCACACAUUGGUGUGCAUGUUUAGACUGGCAACCCGUGGAACAGUCACAUCUUCUAAUACGGGUGAUAUAUUCGGUGAUUUCAAAAUUAAAUGAAUUAACUUCAGAAAUGCGCAAUAAAUGUGCUUUACUAAAAUCAUGA